UAUAUCAUGGCCAAGUGUGUGACCCAUGGCUGAACUACACUAUGCUGGAAUACCGCUGGUCCCCGAGAUUCAUUGACAACAGAUUCGGACUGAAUGGAACCGAGCUUGUGAUAGUGGAGUUUAUCUACGCCAUUAAUAGAAUCGAUGGCCAAGAAAAAUGUAAGAAUAUAUUGAAAGCUAUCCUCUGUUUAUACGUUCUGCCACCGUGUGACGCGAACAGUGUACGGUACCACUAUUGCAGAGAAGACUGCGAAGCUGUUUUCCAAAAGUGUUAUGCCGCUAUGAGAGAAAUGCUUGGAGCUGCAAAGUACAUUCUGGAAAAACUUGGAAUUGAAUUCGCGCACAUCGGAGUUCCUGACUGCACCAAGCUAAACUAUUCUGCUAGCUAUGAGGCUACUAAUAGCACCUGCUUACACUGGGGUCUGUUCGACUUCUCUACUGCUGAAACAGUAACACACUCGCCACCCAAGUCACACUCGGCCACUGUAGCGGGAGCGGUUGGUGGGGUCGUAGCACUUGUUAUUGUUGCCGUGGUGAUCUCUUGUAUCUGUAAACGGCGAAAGAAAAAAUUGAGCAAGGGAUUCGCGGGCGUCACUUUCACAGCCGUGUCAAUGAGAGACAGAAUUAGAGCCGAGGCCCUGCGCGCCCUCGACGAGAGCAAGGUCAUGAGUCUGUUUAAUCCUGAUGAUAUCAAACAGGUACCGCUGACCAGUAUAGAAUAUGUAAGGGAUCUUGGUUCCGGGAACUUUGGUUUGGUAUUUUUGGGAAGAGUGUAUGGCUUAAUUGAAGGAAAACCUGAAGCAGAACUGAUGGUUGCUGUCAAGACAUUAAAAGAAGGAAGCUCGACGGAAACUAAAGAAGAUUUUUUCAAGGAAGUUGCUCUGAUGUCCCUUCUGCAUCAUACGAACAUUGUUGAAUUGUUAGCGGUCUCUACUGAGGAAGAACCGUAUGGAAUGAUCUUUGAAUUUAUGGAGUUAGGAGAUCUUAAUCAGUAUCUAAGGAAAGCUGGGCCAUUCUUUGAAGGCGAUGAAAAAGAAAGAGUUACCCUGACUCAAGCUGACCUUAUAUCAAUGUCAUUGCAAUGUGCUGCUGGUAUGGAGCACCUGCAGACUCUAAGAUUUGUUCACAGAGACGUUGCAACCAGGAAUUGCCUUGUGGGUACUGGUCUCAUUGUAAAGAUCUCUGAUUUUGGAAUGUCCCGGGAUAUCUACGCUUCUGAUUACUAUAAAGUGGAGGGACAGGCUGUGCUGCCAAUCCGCUGGAUGCCUCCUGAAGCUUUAUUGUUGGGUAAAUUUACCCUGGAAUCUGAUAUUUACUCCUUUGGUGUUCUUCUGUGGGAGAUCUACACACUGGCACUACAGCCAUACUAUGGAUACACUAAUGAAGAAGUUGUGGAGUUUAUUAAAAAGGGAGUACAUCUUGGGCAGCCUGAAGACUGCCCAGACCACGUGUACCAAAUAAUGAAGAAUUGCUGGCACAAGGAGGCCUCACAGAGACCAAACUUUACCCUGAUAAUAGCUCAGCUUAAACAGGAAGACACUACGCACUACGACUCCCUCGACUCGCCGGGUGUCAGUGACAAGCAACCGCUGUACCAGAACAGCAGUGCCUCAUCAGAAGAUUUAAAAGAAGAGCUCCCCGUUAUCAAACAAACAACCAGGAAAAAUUCCCAGCAAGCCCUAAGCGCUUCACAGAGUGGUGUUCCCCCUCCCUCUGCUUACAUCAACGUCGCUUGCAAUCCUGGUUUCCAUAGCGAUGACUAAGAAGGAGUUUUGAAGAUGGCAUUUUAUAGGAACUUAAAGAAAAGUUGACCGGAAAUUUUUGUGCGAGCAAAAAAAGAGCGAGUUUGCUAUAGAUGAGGUUUUACAUCAUUCCGGUCGAGAUACAGCUAUUAUUUUAAGAUAUUGGUUCGCCAAGCACUGUUAAUAAGGCCUAAACUAAAACGAUAUAGGGAAAAUUAAAUCACUCUCAAGAGUGAUUGCUUUGAUUUCAUUUUUCUUUUCUUUACAUUCCAUCUUCUCAACAAAUUAGAUUUCAAAAUCUAAGACUUAGAUGCAUGCCUUUUCCCCGCCCUUGAGAGGCUUGGAUGCACUUAAAUAUCCAUUGACGAUAAGGCUUAUUUGGUUUGAUCUUAAAUACAAAGUGAGAAAAACGAUAUCAUUUUCCAUCAGAUGACCUCUAUUAGGCUUCUCUGAGAAUGGAAAAUCACUUUAAUCGCUUCCUUUUAUUGCUUCAACAUUUAGUAUGACAACGAUAAUUAUGUAAGUCGCAAUUUGGAAAAUGAAUAGAAGCACCAUGGAAAAUGUGGAAUAAGUUUGGGCAUCGGAAUACAAUCAUUAUGGUCGCUCGAUUAGUGUUGCGGAUUAAUCUGAUAAAAAUCUUGAAAAUUAGGUGAAUUUUGUAUUUGAUUUCCAUGUGAACGACUAACAAUAUCUCAAACAAUACUCAGGACUUAUAGACGAUUUACGAUCAUUCAGACGAAGUUAAUUUCAUUCCGUCUGGGGAUACCCAGAACGCUAAAAGUGAAUUAAACCAGAGACUGAACCGUAUGACACGGCAUCUUCUUUUAUUCGUUGUGGCCAAAAAAUAAUUGCUUGUAAGUGUCAGAAAGUUGUCAUCCAAUGUUAAUUCUCGCACUUGAGAUUGUGGUUGGUAAAGAAAAGUGUUCAUUUGUUGUGAAGCGCAUCUUGGAAUAAGCGAUCAGUCAGCAGUUUCAAGUUAAUUGCUUCGCAUGUAAAACGGCCAAUCGAUUUGAGACACGACUCAACAAAUAGAUUCUAUGUUGACGUGCGUCCGUUCGGCAGGAGAUCUUAGAUGAUGUCAAAACGUGGCGAGAGCAAAUAAGUGGCAUUGAUGUCCAUACCACAUUCACACGUCUUCUUUGAUUUUUUGCGAAACAGACGCAUGCAUGGCAAUAUGGAGUCUAAUUGUUUUUAUAUGACAACAAAGCAAAAUGUUUUAAACGUCAUCUCUGUUUUAACUUCCAAUAGAUCAUGCGUAAGAAGCAAUCAAAUAUAACGCGUGUAUACUUCAGUUUAUCAUAAAAAUGCAGUAUACCUUAAGACAAUAAUUACUUGCAAACAUAUCAGCUGAAAUACAUACAGUAGGGAGAAUUUCGAAGUUACGCGUGAAUCAGUUGUAAGAGUUAAAGAGUAUCGAAUAUCAUACAUGACAGAUUAAGGGAGACUUCUAAUUUCAAUUUAACCUUAAAUCAACUCAUCUUAAUUAAUGUCUCCAAUGUGUAUUCGUAUUCACCUUCAUAUAUUAGACUAUUCCCUCCUUUUCGGCAAAGUCCGUCGUGCGAGUCAAAAAAAAAAAAAUAAUACAGCCAAAAAAAAACAAAAACAAAACAGGAAGAAAAGUUAAAAGCUAGUGCGCCACGCGGAGCUUUGGGAGUGAUGUACACUUUUCCCGGUGCCGGUUCCGUUAACCGGCGUCCCAUAUAUUUUUUUACCAAUCCUUUUUUUUCUUUUUUAUAAUCGCGCGACGAACUUCGCAGGAAAGCAUAUAACAUCCAUCUGGGGAAAUUAUUUGAAAACCUUUUUUCUUUUUCUUCAAAAUAUUUGAAUAGUUGACUCCAAUGUAUGAGUAUCACAAAGUAAAUAAUGGUUGACGUUGGAUGCAUGUUUUCCUACAUUAAUCUAGUUUGCA
Molecule: messenger RNA, 3651 nt
Organism: Stylophora pistillata
Lineage: Eukaryota; Metazoa; Cnidaria; Anthozoa; Scleractinia; Pocilloporidae
Product: muscle, skeletal receptor tyrosine protein kinase
Biological process (GO): protein phosphorylation; cell surface receptor protein tyrosine kinase signaling pathway; positive regulation of kinase activity
Cellular component (GO): plasma membrane; signaling receptor complex
Molecular function (GO): protein binding; ATP binding; transmembrane receptor protein tyrosine kinase activity
Source: RefSeq, a predicted model, not a curated record